This is a messenger RNA of Oncorhynchus keta (chum salmon), 2940 nucleotides long. RefSeq names its product tetraspanin 31 (gene tspan31). Gene Ontology annotation, cellular component: membrane. NCBI's taxonomy places the organism in Eukaryota, Metazoa, Chordata, Actinopteri, Salmoniformes, Salmonidae. The transcript has 6 exons. The record is from RefSeq and is a predicted model, not a curated record. Bases 140 to 778 code for a protein of 212 amino acids.
CAUGACAACGCCCUCAUUUCACUUGUGUGCUGUUGCCUGCCAGACCAACAACAAAUCAGUUUAGCCAGUUAGCCUGUGAAAGCUUUGCUAUUAAAGCAAGGUUUUUGUUUUAGAAUUUUGAUUUAAAAAAAAUACGAAUAUGGUCUGUGGUGGAUUUACCUGCUCUAAAAACGCGCUUUGUUCCUUAAAUGUGGUUUACAUUCUGGUAGGUCUGUUGCUGAUAGGCGUGGCAGCAUGGGGGAAGGAGUUUGGCAUCGUGUCUAGCAUCCACAUCAUCGGUGGGGUCAUAGCUGUGGGCUUCUUCCUGCUUCUCAUAGCCAUCGUGGGACUCAUCGGAGCCAUCCACCACCACCAAGUCAUGCUCUUCUUUUACAUGAUCAUACUUUUCCUGGUAUUCCUUGUCCAAUUUGGAGUUUCAUGCUCCUGCUUGGCCAUGAACCAAGACCAGCAGGAGAAGCUGCUGAACUCCACCUGGAGUCUGAUGAGCAACAACACCAAGGGAGAGCUGGAGGUCCGGCUGGACUGCUGUGGCCUGCUCAACAACACCCUCGGCCAGAGGCAGUUUACCCAGGACUGGUUCAGCUGCAAUGCUCCGUGUAAAGACAGGAGAAACUGCUACACCUGUGGUACCAUGAUGCUACAGCACGCUACAGAGGCUCUGAAGAUCCUGGGAGGUGUCGGACUCUUCUUCAGCUUUACUGAGAUUCUUGGGGUGUGGCUGGCAGUGCGCUACAGGAACCAGAAAGACCCCAGAGCCAAUCCCAGUGCUUUCCUAUAGUCAGUCUAACCCCAUCUAAUUAAUGCAGUACUGUAGAUUCCCAAUGAGGAGAUACACUGGUAGCUGUACAUGUAGAGUUGUGCACAUCUAGAAACACUCAGGAGUUUAAACUGGACCACAAUCAUACAAAUGGGCUCCGUUCCAAAUGGCACCCUAGUCCCUCUAUUGUGACCUAGUUUUGACUAGGGCUCCAUAGGGCUCUGGUCAAAAGUAGUGCACUAUAUAGGGAAUGGGGUGCUAUUUGGGAGACAUCUGCGGACAAGAGAGCACACACAGAAGCUGACACACCCCUCCGAUAUACACACCAUCCUUAUAUUCACACUGGACUAAAACACAUCGCCUACCUACUGCAUUAACCUCUGUUUGUGCAAGCACUCCUCUUCAUAUUGCCUAGUUUAGAUUUAGCGAGAGGUCAAACGUCUCGAUUUUGGCAAGGAUCCAGAUCUUAUGUAUGAUAGGAUAAAUGGCUACCUCCAUUGGGCUAUUGCCCAGCCUUGAUUUGAGUACUGGAUCUUUGAUGACUGACUAUAUUCCAACCAUGUCACCGCAGCCAUUCUUUUACACUUGCCCUGCUGCACAGACAUACCUACAGGACCUUGUUUUCUCCCAUGCCUAUUGACAACCCUACUGUGUAUAACGUUUAAUAAGCCAAUUUCAUUCACCUUUUCCUCCAACCUGUAUGUCGUGUUAAUUCUGCUGAGUAUGGCCCUCUAGAUUAGUGCUAGCUGUGAUGUGUGGCACUACAGUAUGGUAUGUACCGAUUGCUGUCAAAUGCAUUAUUCAGGAAGUUUCUAUUUUUCUCUCUUAACUUGAGGUGAAAUGCUGUGUUGUUGUUUGAAGUUAGAUAAAAAAAAUCUCAAAGUAAUGGUUGUCGCAAAGGAAUGGGUGCACGUUGGAAGUGGUGUGUGAUGGAAAUGUAUGUUUUUCAGAUGAAUUGAUGAUGCCGUAGAUGCUGGUAUUGUAUUUUAGAAGUUCGAUUUUAGAUAGUCAAGUAGUUAAUCUGGUAGGAUUAAGAAUAUUUAUGAACUGAACUUGUGUAACUGAGCCAACUAAUUUAACAUUCACAUAAGUAGGUAGAUCGCCAAUGGGACUGCAGCCCUUAUUGUUGUACAUGUAUAUAGUCUUUUGAAAGUUUUCAAUAUCAUGAAAGACGGGUUUGAUGGUUAAGAUGAUCCACACCUCCUGUAUUUCCAAUGUUCCUUUGUUUCACAAAUGAUGUCAAUAAGUGUAACGAUUUAGUGACCUAUGAGGGACAUGGUAGUCAAAUACACUAUGACCUCUCCUGCUACUUAAAGGUACAUUACGUUUAUUCCUAACUCACUAUUGGUUCUCGUUAUUGGCAGUUGAAAGUGUAAACAAUAGCAAUAGUUCACGUCUCUGAACGUCUUUGAAUUGGUUUAUGAUAAGGUAAGAAAGUAGUAAGAUCAUUUGGUUAUGUCUAAGUCUUGUAUUCUUCCAAAAUAAUUGUAAUGAGCAAUACAAUGUUAAAUGGCACCUUUAACUAGAAGGGAAAUGAUCUAUUAUCGAUCAUUUCAAGUUUUUAGCUGAAAAUCUGAAGUUAUGCCUAAUUUGGUCGCAGCUAUAGUGAAAACCUGCUGUACUUGUUUUAUUUUCCGUAAUCCUCAGUUUGUUUGUGCAUUUGUUGUUUUGCUGCCUGAUGUCGUUGGUUUUGUCCUCGUUUGCCGACAUGAUUUUGUUCAACAGUGUUGAACUCAUUUUUAAAGUGUUUUGAUAAUGCACAGCAGACAUUUUUCUUUUAAUGGACUUAAUAUUCUGCUUUUAGUAAGGUGCUUUCGUUAAAACACAUUACUGCUUGUUCUAUGUCUUACACAGAGGUGUGGAGGAGUGGCAUCUCAUCUGGCCUCUGUUGAUCUGGAUCAACGUGUAGGACUAAGAUGAAUUGAAAUGUCAGCGCUUGUAUUACUUGAACCACUUAUGGUGAAUUAAUAUGGUUUUUGAUGGUGGAUAUGGUGCUUGAGUGGAGCCACUACAAGGUCUAAUGCAUAUAUAUAUAUAUAUAUUAUCUGUGCGCAUUAUAUUAACUCUGUACCUUAUAGACCAUGUACCCUACUUAAAACCUUGUGCACUUGUUAUCCCAAUUGUACCCUAUCUUGAAUUUUUGAGACUUCAAUUUCCAAAUAAAAAUGACAAGAUAGGAUAAA